CUAACAGAAUAACAUUGCAUUCAGUUCCACGUGAACAUAUUUUGAGCAAUGUGAUUCAUGAACUUAUCAGAUAAACCGAGCGUGAAAUGAAUUAUAGUGGCGUUCGUAUACUAUAAGCAAUAAAGUUGAAUGAAAGUGACAGUGAGACAAAACUAGAAAUCGUUGCCGUCGCACUUUAAACCAAUAACGUAAAUUAAGGUGCUGCAGACGCGGCGCUCAACAUGUGAGGUUAAAGCAGACAGACAAACAGACGGCGGCAACAAGCUAUACAAAACAACAAUUUAUACAGUUGACAUAGGAUUAAGAUUUAAUAUCAACAGUGAAUAGGAGCCGUGCGCAAGCUGAAAUAUCCCCAAAGCAAUCCCCUUGACGCGUGAUGGACUCCCGAUUGCUAAAUGUUUUUCACGAGGAUCCCUUCGAUGGAAACUUUGCAAAAUUUGAGACAGAGCCGAGCUUCUGGUCUCCCAACGAUGACCUGCAGUUGACGGACACACUGAACGGGAUUUUGCCCAUUGCGCCCACAGACGCCCACUCCCUGCUCGGCCACGACGACGACAACGUCGGCGAGGUGGAGUUGCAGAGCAGCAAGAACCUGCUGAUCUACAGCGAUUUUGUGGAGCAGCAGCUGAGCGACCAGGAGGCUAACGUACUCAAUGCCCACGUCUAUCAGGCCCUCACCGACGGCGAGGUGGAGGUGGCCUACCAGCAGCACGAGCGUCAUUUGAGCGCCGUUGUCCAAUAUGAUGAUCCAGACGGUGUAGGUCUUGGAGGAGGUCUCAUAGAGGAGGAUGUGCAGAGUCAAUGCAGCAACUCUACUUUCCGUACGCGCACAGACAGCUCCUCAAUUGGCGACUAUGAGUCGCACUCAAGCGACUACGACGACGAUGACGAGGAGGAAGAGAACAAAGAGCAGGUGGCACAGAAUUCAAGCCUGCUCAGAGACGAUGUCGAUGCACUGGAUGACUACUACAGUGAUCGAAAGAGUCGAACGCUGAGCACUAACACCAUAGUCUCGGAGGUCGAUGCCUUGGGGCUGAACAUUGAUGUGAAUAACUUUGAUCUAGCUGAUUUUAUCACCAAAGAUGACUUUGCAGAGAACAUAAGCGCGUGUCGCGUGACAAAGUCCCAGCAGAGAGUCCAAGAAACAGCUCUACAUACUCACUCCAAGGUGGCAUCAGUCGUUCCACCACCAUCUACUCCAUUAGCUGGUGCUGUGGCUGUGGCUGGUGCUGUGGCUCCUGUUGUGCGCAAACCUACAGUUGCAUCCGCGAAGCAGCGCGACUCGGAGGACGAUGACUCAGACUCAAUCAUCGAUGUGGAGACUGUCGAUGUGGUUGACGUGGAUGAGACCAUCUGGGCCACAGGGCAGCUGGAGAAAGGGGAGGCAGCUCCUGCCGAGGAUUUGUGCUAUGUGGACAAUGUGAAGGCCGACCCCUCCUGGUCCCCGAAAGGGUCCGCAAAGAAGCCAGUGGUCAUCACUAAAGAGCAACAGCCCAAGCUGGCGCCGAUGGAGAACCCAGAAAACCAGGCUCGAGGAGCCACCGCCGUGACCAAGCCCAAGACCACAAACAACAUUUGCCUAGUGCCCAACAAGAAGCAGAGCGAGUUCCUAAAACGAAAAGUGGGAGCUGCUGCGUCCAAGUCGAAUAAACCAGCCGCAAAGAAAAGUCAGGAGGGUAUGAAAUCUGCAGUCGGCAGCAAACAACAGCCAGCCGCCAGCACUGGGUUGGGCCUGGGAGGGAAGAAUCUUGCGCUUCUCAAGCAUGAACGGGAUGCGGCAGCAGCAAGCGUGCCGGCCGCACCAGCAACAGGUAAUUUGACAUCGACACAGGCGCCCAAGCGAAAACUCAAUCUGGAGGAGUACAAGCAGCGUCGCUGUGGCGGCGUCAUCACUGUCGUCUCUAAAACCAGCACGAAGGCCAAGCCCACGCCUCCCAAACAGCCCAAGUUGGACCAACAAAGCUCCUCCCCAUCUCCAGCAGUGGCCGCGGUGGGUGCACUGAAACCAAUGCCAGUCUCAUCGACUUCAAACCACCAGCAGAAGACAGCGGCCAUAGCCAACAUUGUCAACAGUCUCAAGUGUCCGCCCAUUAAAGGGGGGGCAACGGAAGCCCUGCCCAUGGAUCCGAUUACUGUGGCCAAGAACAAGGUGCUGCGUAUGCUGGAGAUGAAGCGGGCCCAGCAGCUGAAGAUUAUCGAUUCGCGUGUCUCGGCAAAGGUGCCGCGCGUGACGAAGCUGCCGCCGCUCAAAGACAUUGUCAAGGACACGUACCGCGUGGAAUUGGAGGAGGAGAACAGCGAGGCGACAGCAACAGCGACGACGCCCAGCAAGAACAAACUUCGUCCCGAUCUGGACGCAUUGAUUAUUGUGUCGGCCAGCUGCAACACGGACAUAACGAUACCGCCAAACCAGCUGAGCAAGGCCUCGCCCCGCUCGCUGCUUAAGUCCUCGGUACUCCUGUACAACAUCUCCAACGGCAAGGAUGCGAACAAGAACAUGAGCAACUCCCUCAUAGCCAGCAUACAGAGCGAGGUGGUCAGACAGACCAGUAGCACGGCGAUGGCCACGUUGCUGCCGAAGAACAUGGCUGAUGGCAAUGAUGGCAACCGAGUAAAACCCUCGGGUGGGACUGAGAAAAAUGCGCCGCAUGGCGAAGAUAUGGUGAUCAUGCACCUACCCAAGAAUCGCGAGCGCAAGACUCUUGUCAGCAUGGCUACCCAGACCGAUCUGCAACCCGAAUUUCCUCUCCUGGUGCUGCCCGCCAGCACGCGGCAGUCGCGCGAGCGAUCACGUCGCACCUACCGCAAACGGCGAGCCACAGGCUCGGAUGAAUCUAGUUCCUCGAGUGGAUCCUCUUCAGAUUGCAGCAGCCUGGUUUCGUACAGAUCCAGGUCUCGGUCACGUUCCCGCUCCCACUCAACGGAGCGGUUGCGAAGCUUGGAUGCCACGGCCACGUGCGGGGGCAGCAGUAUUGGCAACGGCGGCUAUUCCUCGCGCAGCACACACCGCCACCGCAGCUCGGUUAGUUCCUCAUCGUACUCGGAGGCGGGCAAAUAUGAGCGCCGACAGCGUCGUACCAGCUACAAUAAGCGACGCUCGAAAAACCAGCAGUCAAACUGGGCCGGCUAUUCCAGUUCGGGAUCCGAAAUCAGCGAUCGGGAGCGCAGUCGUAGUCGCAGUCCACAGCGUCCCCUGCGGCGAUCUCGUUCGAGAUCACAAUCUGAGGCGCGCUUCGAAAACAGCAACAGCAAUAACAAUAGACGGGGAUUUGUGGAUCGGAACGUAUCGCAGCCGGCGGUGGAGGAGCGCCGCAUUGUAUAUGUGGGUCGCAUUGAGCAAGAGACCACCAAAGAGCUGCUGCGCCGCAAGUUUUUGGCGUAUGGCAGCAUUAAGCAGAUAACAAUCCACUACAAGGAGAACGGCAUGAAGUAUGGCUUUGUGACGUACGAACGAGCGCAGGACGCAUUCACGGCCAUCGACACGAGCCCAAGGGAUCCACAGAUCAACAUGUAUGAUAUUAGCUUUGGCGGAAGACGCGCCUUCUGUCGUGCCUCGUAUGCCGAUUUAGAUAAUGCUGGCAUCAACAACUACCACUCAUAUGUGUUUCCCAAGGAAGCACCAGCCCCAAAGCCGCAGGAGGACUCUUUUGAGGCUUUGUUGCUGAAAGUAAAAGCAAAGCUGAAUGCUGGCAAGCCAGAAACAACAGCACCAACACCACCACCAGCAACUGCAGUGGCAGCACCAGCUACUCCGGAGCAAGAUCACAAUCAGAUUUGACAUCUUUGCUCCCCCACAGACAGUUUUUCGUAUUUUUACUUUACUUUUUACGUUUGUUUAUCCUAGAAGGUGAAAUUUGUCGCAAGUAUCCCUUCCUAUCCCUAACUAUAUAUAUGCCAUAAGCCAUGGCAUGUCUGUGGACCCCAAUCCCCAAAGUUUCCAGCUCUGACUGAAAGCCUGAUUAUAAUUUCUAAUCAUUUCGAUAUAUCAUACAUUAGUUGACAGCAAAGCUAUGGCGUUGCAAGCAACGAGACUAUUACACCAUAUACUUGGAGAAUUCUGAGAAGACCGAGUGGAGUGGAAACUAUUACAACUACAAAUGAGAGAAAGAAAUUGGAACGAGAAUGGAUUUUGUAAUAGCCGCACAUAAAGUGCACACAAAGUCAUUUAUUGCAGAUAAGUUAGCAAGAAAUCCGGAGAAAACACAGACUCCACAGACUCAGAAAGCCUUGUAACAAUCCAUCUAUUCAACGGUAAACACCUAUACAACCCUGAACUAACUGAACUAAAGUAUAAACAUCUAAAGAGCAGAAACAGCGAGAGGAAAACGCUACACAACCGUUCGUUGAAAAGAAAAUAUAAUAUAUGUACAGCGAUCAUACAUACAUAUAUGUAUCUAUAGUUGAGAGAGCAAGGAACGCGCAUGCUGCAUGCGUCGGCCACGAAUUAAACUGUUGAUAACUAAACUUUGAUAUUAGUUUGUAAAGAGAAUAUUUUGUAUGUACAUUUAAUUAACUCGAUGUCCUUUGAAUAGUCACCAGAAUAGCCCCAACCAACCAGAACCACACAACACAUAAACGCUGCACCAAAUCGAGUUGUCUAGAAACGCCAGAUUUAAACUCCGCAAGCACAAUCCACAAAAACACAAAUCAACGAAAUUAAAACGUAAUUCGUUUAAGCAAACAAAUCAAUCAAAGCAAGGAAAUUACUGCAUUUUUUAUAUCGAAAUUUCAAAAACAAGAAACCCCAACCCUGUGGCAGGGCAUGUCAGCAUGGACUGACAUGAUCUGACCGUCCAGGACUCAUUGAAGAAUACCUAUUGUAAGUUAUAAGAUUGAAUAAUGAUUCAUGUUUCGCGAGUUUUAGUUAAUUUCAACUCAUUGAACAGACACAUUUCUGUUGAACAUACGGCGGAGAAACUCGUUAAAAGAUGCACUGCACUGAUGUACUGUGUAACCUAAGCCACAACAAAUCGUAAUCGUACGAGUAAUUAAGUAGACACCACAAAUUGUUCUUUAAGUUCUUUUGUACAAUUAUCCUUUUUAUAGAUUAAUAAAUGCUUGCUAGUUUCAGCAAAA
This is a messenger RNA of Drosophila obscura, 5076 nucleotides long. It is a transcript of the gene srl, whose product is annotated as serine/arginine repetitive matrix protein 2. The record is from RefSeq and is a predicted model, not a curated record. Bases 377 to 3778 code for a protein of 1133 amino acids. Gene Ontology annotation, cellular component: nucleus. Gene Ontology annotation, molecular function: transcription factor binding; RNA binding. Gene Ontology annotation, biological process: positive regulation of transcription by RNA polymerase II. The transcript is spliced from 7 exons. NCBI's taxonomy places the organism in Eukaryota, Metazoa, Arthropoda, Insecta, Diptera, Drosophilidae.